CUAAAAGGGAAAAAAACAAAAACAAAACAAAAAAAAACCCCGAUGGCUGGCUGUGAAAUCACCGAUCAAGUGUAAGCCACUGCGAAAUACAGAUCAAGUUACAGAAGUUCAGCGAUACCCGGAGCAUCAGAUCAAAACCGCGGUGCUUUUUACCCCGCGAUCAUGGAGCCACCUCCGAAGCCGGUCCAGCUCCCUAAGCUGGAAAUCCUCCCACGAGGCAAGGGCUGGAAGUUCCAAACCCCAACGAAGAAGAUCAACGACGGUGCAGAUGUUUCACACUUCCUGACCUCGAAAGCCUACCGCGACAUCUGCGUCUUCGUGCUCCAGCUGAACCGCUCAUUAUGUCCCCGCAAAAAAUCGGGGGCCCCGGCCAACGCCGGCACCGUUUUCACGCUCGCAUCUCCGCGCGACGAUCCACCCUCCGUUCGACGGCUGCAGACACUCCUCGAUAAAGUGGUCGCGAUAGUUGACGAGGCGCCGCCCGACCCGGGACCACGCAGGUUUGGUAACAUUGCCUUUCGGACGUGGCACAAGCGCCUCGAGGACAGGGUGGACGCGCUCCUGGCUGAGUCUAUCGCGCCCGAGGUUCUGUCAUUUGACAGUGAUGGAGAGCAGUCAAAAACCAAAGACGACACAGCCGAAAAGGCUGAGGAGCACAAGGCAUUUUCAACAGCUAGCGCCAUUGACGAGCUGAGGGCAUACUUCCUUGGCAGCUUCGGCAGUUCACAAAGACUUGACUAUGGAACUGGGCAUGAGCUGAGCUUCCUGGCAUUCUUGGGUGGCUUGUGGAAAUUGGGCGCAUUCACAGACGGGCCGGAGUCGAAUCAGGGUGACAUUGAACGAAGCAUUGUGCUCGGUGUCUUUGAGCAAUACCUCAAGGUUAUACGAAAGCUUAUCCUUACAUACACCCUGGAACCAGCCGGGUCGCAUGGAGUAUGGGGUCUCGAUGAUCACUCUUUCCUUCCAUAUAUAUUUGGCUCGGCACAACUCACCCGCCCAAUCUCUGAAGACGAGACUAUGCCCCUUGAAGGCUCCGUGAUGCGUGCUCCAAAACUCGGGGAUAUUACCAAGGCCGAAACUGUCGAGGUGCAGCGCGAGCUGAACAUGUAUUUUUCUGCCGUCGGGUUCAUCAACGACGUAAAGAAAGGUCCCUUCUGGGAACACAGCCCCAUGCUCUGGGAUGUUUCUGGCAUCAAGGACGGUUGGGGCAAGGUGAACAAGGGCAUGAUCAAGAUGUUCAACGCCGAGGUUUUAUCCAAGUUCCCGGUUGUUCAACAUUUCCCCAUCGGCUCAUUGUUCUCCUGGGAAGUGGAUCCAGAAGCACCAAUACCAACACAGAGUGUGCAUAUGCAGAAUCAGCCUAUCGUUGCAGCUGCAGGACAGGCGCCUAUGGGAAUGCCACCAACGGGCAUGCCGCCAGCACAGUUGAAUCCUAUGGGUGUCUCAGUGGGUACAGCUGCACCGUGGGCGCAAGCAGGUCGGAUGCCUGCGCCGGGGAUACCUUCUUCGCGGGUGCUGCCACCGAUGACUGGAUCUACAAGACCUCCGCCUUCCGACCCAGUUGCGAGACAAAGCGGGAUACCGGCGUCUGAAAGUAGUGGGACAAAUGAUGGACAAGUUGGUUCGACAAAAGCUCCAUGGGCAUAGUCUAGACCUAGCCGCAUCCAAGAGAGCCAAUAUUGAAUUGCUUAUAAACAAAGUGCACGAAUUUGGAUAUUAGGAUAAACAUGAUGCAGAAAACGCAGAAAUAGGAUGAAGGACAACAUAUGCCGCGUGUAGAGGCACAUUCGCCAAUUUGCGGGGUAUUAACACUGAUGAAAACAGAAACAACCAACGCAUUAAGAAAAAAAAAAAAGAUAUGUCGUCUCAAGUCGGGUGUCUUGGCGUGUCUUAAACAGUAAAGGAUCCACAAAUAGUGGCGAGUGACUUGGAAAGACAAAAAGAUGGACGAGACCCUGGAAAAAUGACCCUUGAAAGCGCAAACCUAGUGGUAGACUAGCCAACAUAUGACUUUGUUUCCACCACACCUCAUGCCGUUGGCGCAGCGGGCGCGGCAGCCGCGGCAGGGGCAGCCGGUGCAGCAGCAGGUGCUGCAUCAGUCGCCUCGGGCUUCUUCUCCUCGGCCUUGGCAGUCUCAGUGGCAGACGCAGGAGGAGCAGCAUCGACGGCGGCAGCAGGCUCGGCCGGGGCCGGGGUCGGCGCCGG
Messenger RNA from Pyricularia grisea, 2205 nucleotides. RefSeq lists its product as uncharacterized. The record is from RefSeq and is a predicted model, not a curated record. Gene Ontology annotation, biological process: mitotic spindle organization. Gene Ontology annotation, molecular function: protein tyrosine phosphatase activator activity; peptidyl-prolyl cis-trans isomerase activity. The transcript is spliced from 3 exons. Gene Ontology annotation, cellular component: nucleus; cytoplasm; protein phosphatase type 2A complex. Lineage: Eukaryota; Fungi; Ascomycota; Sordariomycetes; Magnaporthales; Pyriculariaceae. Bases 163 to 1647 code for a protein of 494 amino acids.